Alternaria alternata is the source of this 477-nucleotide messenger RNA. RefSeq names its product P-loop containing nucleoside triphosphate hydrolase protein. The annotation marks the transcript as partial. Lineage: Eukaryota; Fungi; Ascomycota; Dothideomycetes; Pleosporales; Pleosporaceae. Gene Ontology annotation, molecular function: 3'-5' DNA helicase activity; four-way junction helicase activity. Gene Ontology annotation, cellular component: chromosome; cytoplasm. The transcript has a single exon. Gene Ontology annotation, biological process: double-strand break repair via homologous recombination. The record is from RefSeq and is a predicted model, not a curated record.
AAGGGGGUUGUAUACUGUAAGAGUAAGCCGCAGUGCGAGGCAAUUGCAGAGGAACUCAGGUGCGCUCAUUAUCACGCAGAUGUGGUAGAUCGUGGAGACCAGCUACAAGAGUGGGUAGAGAGGGGUGGGAUAAUUGUGGCAACGUCUGCGCUCGGAACGGGGGUAGACUUUGCGGGGAUUGUGUAUAUCUUGCACGUAGGCAUGCCGUGGAGCAUGAGUGACUUUGCGCAGGCAAGUGGUCGCGGAGGAAGAGGGGGAGAGCAAUUUGAUGUAGUGGUGCUAGUAGAGCAUGGGGAGGUAGAGAAGGCGAUAGAGAGGGAGAAGGACGAGAUUGAUGUGCUGGCGAUAGGACAGUUUUUAAUUGGCAGUAGAUGUCGACGAGAGCUGAUGAGCUCAUACUUGGAUCAAAGAGGGGUGAGCUGUCGGGACAUUGAGGCAGCGGGAUGCGAUCGAUGCGGAGAGGGGGAGGAGGUAUAG